Messenger RNA from Chelonoidis abingdonii (Abingdon island giant tortoise), 822 nucleotides. RefSeq names its product KDEL endoplasmic reticulum protein retention receptor 2 (gene KDELR2). Gene Ontology annotation, biological process: protein retention in ER lumen. The record is from RefSeq and is a predicted model, not a curated record. Lineage: Eukaryota; Metazoa; Chordata; Testudines; Testudinidae. Gene Ontology annotation, cellular component: membrane. Gene Ontology annotation, molecular function: ER lumen protein retrieval receptor activity.
CUGGCCACGUCUCCGGGCCACGUCGCUGGGUGCCCGUUGAGCUCUCGCCAUCUUCGGUCCCCGGCUCCGGGCUCCCCUGCCUCCGCCAUGAACAUCUUCCGCCUCACCGGGGACCUGUCCCACCUGGCGGCCAUCAUCAUCCUGCUGCUCAAGAUCUGGAAGACCCGCUCCUGCGCCGGUAUUUCUGGGAAAAGCCAGCUUCUCUUUGCUCUGGUCUUCACUACCCGUUAUCUGGAUCUCUUCACUUCAUUCAUUUCAUUGUAUAACACAUCUAUGAAGGUUAUCUACGUUGCUUGCUCAUAUGCCACUGUAUACCUGAUCUACAUGAAAUUUAAGGCUACCUACGAUGGAAACCAUGAUACAUUCCGAGUGGAGUUUCUGGUGGUUCCUGUUGGUGGACUCUCGUUUCUUGUCAAUCAUGACUUCUCCCCUCUAGAGAUCUUGUGGACCUUCUCUAUCUACCUUGAAUCAGUUGCUAUCCUCCCCCAGCUUUUUAUGAUUAGUAAAACUGGAGAAGCAGAGACCAUCACCACUCACUAUCUUUUCUUCUUGGGUCUGUACCGUGCCUUGUACCUAAUCAACUGGAUUUGGCGCUACUAUUUUGAAGGAUUCUUUGACCUCAUAGCUGUUGUUGCUGGUGUGGUCCAGACCAUUCUUUACUGCGACUUCUUCUAUUUGUAUGUUACAAAAGUACUAAAAGGAAAGAAGCUAAGUUUACCAGCGUAAGUGCCAAAAAUCAUCACCAGCAUCUGUCCUUUUGGGUGCUUGGACAGAACAAUCCUUACCACAAGCAAAGGUGAAGAUGCUUGAGACAGAAAGUCA